Molecule: messenger RNA, 2259 nt
Organism: Paramacrobiotus metropolitanus
Lineage: Eukaryota; Metazoa; Tardigrada; Eutardigrada; Parachela; Macrobiotidae
Exons: 5
Coding region: 334-1929 (531 amino acids)
Biological process (GO): sensory perception of taste
Cellular component (GO): membrane
Source: RefSeq, a predicted model, not a curated record
AUGUCAGCGCCUUUGCAGAUUGCUGGCCACGAUCGUCACUUUUGACACCUAUCACACAUAUUUCGCGUACAACAAUUCACAUGCCGUAAAUUCUGAAAUUAAAGUUAUACGGUAUUCCGCUUUCAGUGCUGAAUACACCUUAUGUGAAUUCGACUAGACAAGAACUGUUCAAACAAAAAUGUAUGUAAAGCUUUAUACCGUUUGCCAUUUGAUAAGCCUCAUUUUUCUGUGGAUAUCUAGCGCGGCUUAAUUUUCGGUGGAUUUGUGUGCUACCAAAUACUGUUUACUGAGAUCUGACUUCCGUUACAAACAAACCAUUAACAGGCACGCAAGAUGGAUCUCCAGCGCAGCGAACACGAUGCUGUUGAUCACGAUCGCGAAGAAUCCAUUGUGCUGCAGACCAUCCGGUCGCUGCCGUCCAGUACGACGGAUUCAGCGGAAAUCGAAGUUGUGGAUGGGACGGCGCUGGUAGCAACGUCACCCACCACCAGCAAUGGUUCGACCGUACGCUUCCAGACAUUCCGCUUGUUUCGUGAUACACUAGAAGGCGCUGUGGACGGUGUCAAGCAGUUCGUGGAAUAUCCGUUCGUCAACCGACCGUCCUCCGAGCAACAGGCAAGGGAUACGUUGGCGGGGCUGGAGCCGUUUUUCUGGGUACUGCGGAUAUUGGGAUUAUGUCCGAGAGUGGGAUUAUUCGAUUCCUCCAAUGCGGUAAAAGAUAAUACAACGAAGACAUGGAACAUCGCCCUAGUCGUCCACACCGUCAUCGUCGGUAUCUUCCUGUGGCUGGGCUUCGUCUCCACCUUCGGCUUCUCCUUAGCAUGGCCCAUCGCCUUUUGCGCCGGCUUCCAGUCCAUCAUGUACAGCAACGAAACCUACUGCAAAACCGAUUUAAUGGAAAGGUUCCUGACGUUAAAAGGGAUGAACACCCUGAUCCAGACCAGCUUUCUCUUUAUCGGCGCCGUCAAUAUGGUCGUCUCGGCAACUGCCACGAUUCGCAUCCGUCCCAUGGUUAAACUGCUGCGCGAGUAUUACUCCAUCACACCGGCCGCGAUUGUCCAAUCGCAUCGCAAGAUGGCCUUUGUCCAUGCGACACUGACGGUCGUCACCGCCGCGAUUAUCGGCAUUCCUUUUACGCUGGUGUAUGAGGAUAUGCUGAAUGAGAUUAAGACAGAGAAAUCGUACGAGGGUUAUCCGUUCGCCAGUAUUGAUACACCCCUGGUGAAAAUCGAGAACUGGAUUGCGUAUACGAAACGCAAUGCAAGCGACUCCAAAGCGGAGAAGUUUAUUCUGAAUUCGCUCAAAUAUGUCUUUCGGGUGGAGAAUUUUUUCUCCUUCUUGAGUUGUUUCGCGGUACCGUUCUUCUUCUCCCUAAUGUGUGAUGUGUUGGGGAAAGAGUGGAAAAGAUUUGUAGCGUUUCUCGGAGCGAAGAAACAGCUGACGCCGGAUUCGUUGCGGAAAGUGCGCCGAUCGCACUGGAUGCUGUGUAAACUGUCCGGAUUGGUGGACGAGUGUUUCUCUGUGAUGACGCUGGUCAUUUACAUCAUGUUUAUCGUCAUCAAUAGCUCCAUUAUCUAUAUUGUUUUGAAAUUCGGGACAAGGGCGACCGGCCAAGACCGGCAUGCAUUCCUGCAGGCGCUGUUGAUGUUUGUCACGUUGGAGAUUAUUUUCUUCCUGGUCAUUCGGCAAGCUAUGCGAGUGCACAGUAUUACAAAUCAAGUGAUCGUCCAGAUACGCAACUGGCAGCCGGACAUGGAUGGAACAGUAGACUCGGAGUACAAACUGCUGAUUAAUCAAGUUACAACCACGGAUGUCAGUUUUACCGCCUGGAAUUGCUUCCGAAUAGAAGAAUCAGCAUACAUUAACGCACUGGCCAUAAUUUUUGGCUAUGUUCUCAUGAUGCUUCAGUAUCAACCGCCGGGUCGGUAAUAUUAUCAUCUCCAGCGUUCUUUGUGGAAUGAAACUAGUUAUACACAUUUUGUACGGAAUACUUAAAGGUUUGCACAGCGAUACUGUUGUGUGAUGGAAUCCUGCCGCCGAUCGACAUGUCUUUCCUUUUUCAUUUUAUGGUAGUUUUUCAGAGAAGUAUAUGGAAUCUGAUCUUUAUCAGCUAAGAAUAUAAUUACAAAUUCAGGGUCAUUGAAAUUUCCUUUCAACCAGUGAAGUUUAUCGUUAGCUGCUUUAUACUGCAAACCAGUUUCAUGAAAAAUCAAUGGUUAAAUGUUUUAUGCGAAAUGGAGACAUGCAGUGGACAAUAAA